Aspergillus terreus NIH2624 is the source of this 555-nucleotide messenger RNA. RefSeq names its product mitochondrial 54S ribosomal protein bL12m. Gene Ontology annotation, molecular function: structural constituent of ribosome. Gene Ontology annotation, cellular component: ribosome. Gene Ontology annotation, biological process: translation. The coding region runs from base 1 to 555 and encodes 184 amino acids. NCBI's taxonomy places the organism in Eukaryota, Fungi, Ascomycota, Eurotiomycetes, Eurotiales, Aspergillaceae. The transcript is spliced from 2 exons. The record is from RefSeq and is a predicted model, not a curated record.
AUGUCGUUCCCUGCUCAGACCGCAGCCCGUUGCUGCAGACAGCUCGUUCGUCCCUCCGCCGCUCUGCGUCUGUCUCCCUCCACAUAUCUGUCCCAGCGGACGCUCAACCGGCGAUGGGAAUCGACGGGAGCUGCUGCGGCUCCCGCCAACCCUAAGAUCACUCAGAUCGUGGAUCAGAUCAGUCAAUUGACCCUGUUGGAGACUGCCGAUCUGGUUGCGACCUUGAAGGAACGUCUGAACAUCCCCGACCUGCCCGUUGGCGGUUUCGCCAUGGCCCCCGGCGCUGCUCCCGCCGCUGCCCCCGCCGAGGAAGAGGAGGCUGCCCCGGCUCCUCAGGAGAAGACCCUGUUCAACCUGAAGCUCGAAUCCAUCGAUGCCGCCUCCAAGGCCAAGGUGAUUAAGGAGAUCAAGACCCUCCUCGGUCUCUCUCUGGUCGACAGCAAGAAGUUCGUCGAGUCGGUUCCCAAGGUUCUGAAGGAGUCCGUGCCCAAGGAGGACGCCGAGAAGAUCAUCGAGACCCUGAAGAACGUCGGCGCGAAGGCCAUCAUGGAGUAA